This is a messenger RNA of Gossypium raimondii (Peruvian cotton), 993 nucleotides long. RefSeq names its product photosystem II reaction center PSB28 protein, chloroplastic. Gene Ontology annotation, cellular component: chloroplast thylakoid membrane; photosystem II oxygen evolving complex; photosystem II. The coding region runs from base 158 to 766 and encodes 202 amino acids. Gene Ontology annotation, biological process: photosynthesis. The record is from RefSeq and is a predicted model, not a curated record. The transcript is spliced from 3 exons. NCBI's taxonomy places the organism in Eukaryota, Viridiplantae, Streptophyta, Magnoliopsida, Malvales, Malvaceae.
GGCAAAAGCCUAUCAUCACUAGUUUCAGUUGUUCCACUAAUCCAAAUUCUCAAAAAUGAAUGGCUAUCUUUGUUACACACCCAUCCCUCCCUAUUCACUCACUAUCUUCUACAACUAAAACCCCUCUCUCUCCCUCUCCCUUCUCAUACUCCCAACUAUGGCAACUCUUCAGUCUCUGGCUUUGGCCUCUCCUGUCUCUCACUCUUUCCUCAACCAACCACGCUCUCUCUCUGCUUUUACAAUUGGUACCAUUUUUCAAGAGUUAAAGCUUGGAGAGGCAAUUCGUUGUGAAAAUGGAAUACCAUCUUGGGUUGCUCACCGGAGCGCCAAUUCACAAUUCAAUGGGCAAUCUUUACAAGUGGCUCAAUCGCGAAUAUCACCUACAAGAUGGAACUCUAAGAGAUGCAGCCCCAUAGUAAUGAUGGUUAAACCAAAAAUUCAAUUCAUUCAAGGAACUGAUGAACAGACAACACCAGAUGUAAGGUUAACAAAGUCCAGAGAUGGUACAAAUGGUAUGGCUAUAUUCAGAUUCGACCAACCGUCCGUGUUUGAUUCAUCUAGUGAAGUUGGUGACAUCACUGGAUUCUACAUGAUUGAUGAGGAAGGAGUUCUUCAGUCCGUCGAUGUGAAUGCCAAAUUUGUGAAUGGGAAGCCUGCAGGUAUUGAAGCAAAGUACAUAAUGCGAACACCACGAGAGUGGGAUAGGUUCAUGAGAUUCAUGGAGCGAUAUUCUAAUGAAAACGGCUUGCAGUUCAUCAAAAAAUGAGGCAAUUCUAUUCUUCUUUCCCAAUACUCUUCACUUUGAUCUGUAUCCCUCCUUAGUGUUAUUUAUUUUUGUUUGAAGUAUAACUUGAAAUCUCAUGUAGCUUUUAUGCAGAUGGCUUAUAUUGGGUUAGAUCCCAAUGUAGGUUUCAUGCAAAUACCUCACUGCUUCCUUUUGCCCAACAAGCUUUUCUGUUUUCCCUUUUAUUUAUCAUAAAAUUGUUUACUUCA